Molecule: messenger RNA, 3653 nt
Organism: Macrobrachium nipponense
Lineage: Eukaryota; Metazoa; Arthropoda; Malacostraca; Decapoda; Palaemonidae
Exons: 11
Coding region: 211-3357 (1048 amino acids)
Cellular component (GO): nucleus
Source: RefSeq, a predicted model, not a curated record
UACCAAACAUGGCGCUGGUAGGGCACAUGCUCAGUAUACGCUACAACAUUAUCGCUGCGCCGCCGCCAUUACUCUACUACAAAUAUCCGUGAAUGCAAUCUCCGUACUAGCCCCAUCGACAUCACAAUACCCCAUUUAUCCAUUUCACACGUCUCCUACGACACUUAAAAUGCUACAAAUAAAGGAGGCUUGUGAGUCAUCGUGGUAACCAUGAUGCAGGAGAGCCCCCGUUUGCCCCCUAUGCUCAACCCCGGCUGGACCCCACCCACCAUAUCUAGUAAUAGUGUGGGUGCAGGUCAUCGUGGGACGGGUAAGCGGGCACGGGGGACAGGGAUCCUCAAUGGUCACCAUGGGAAGCCAUGUUCAAAUAUUCAUCCUCAUCAACAGCAACAGAGUACCCAAGAUACCCCACAUCCACAGAGUCAGGUCCCGUCCCCUGCCCCACCGCCAACCUCGCCCCAACAGCCUUCAUCUAUACCGCCCCAAGCACCAAUGUCACUCAGGGAUACACCCAAGUUACAAGCCACUCCAAAGAGGGCAAGUGGAGCAGUGUCUGUGUCAUCGCCUGAGUCUCCUUCUCCAGCCAACCAGACGAAAGGGAAAGACCUCUGGGGAGGUUGGCUUGGAACGUCCCUUGGCUCUCAACGCAAUCAUGCAGAUGUCACCAAACAGCGUAACAGCUCCAGUCCCUUGCAUAGUUCUGAGCUUAGGACAUCUGGGUUUGAUAUGACCAAAUUGUAUCCUGAAUUAUCAGCCAAAUUGGGUCUCACUAAACCCAGUCCUAGUGACAACACGAGUAGCCAUAAAAAUGGCAUAACCUUUAAAGAACACCUUAACUCAGGCUGUUUAAAGAAACUUGAGCAUGUGACUGAUGAUUCUAGGAUUAAGAUAAUUUCUACUGGCCAGAUAGUUAGUAACUCAAGAGGGAUAUUAGCAACAAAAAUUGGCAAUGGAAUUCAAACAAGUAAAUCUUCUAGCAGUAGUAAAUCAUAUAAGCAAAAACACAAAGCCAGUGACAGAGGACCAAGAAAAGAUGGUCAUAACCGUUCGAGUAUUCGUUCUGAUUCAGGUGGUGACAGGGGAUCAAAAAGGGAUAGCCACAGUCGUGUAAGAUCAGACACAAGUGAUAAGAUACCUAAGAAAGAUGGCCAUAGUAGGUCAAGUGGACGUUCAGAAUCUGGGGAUAGAAGUGGGUCUAGGAAAGACCAUUCACGUUCUGUGGGACAACCUGAUUUUUUGUCAAGUGGAGUAAUUCAUUCAUCUUCCCAUGGGCUAAGUCGAUCUCCCAGUAAGGGACCAAGUUCUUUCAGUAGCAGAAGUACUGGAAUUGAAAGUAUGGAAAAGAAGGCUAUUGCUAAUAGUGUUCCUAGCAGCAUAUUGGAAGAACAACUACGCGGAGGGGGACCAAGCUCUCGACAGGUGAUGAGUCUCUCAUCUUCUGUAGUAGACUCUCCACUUCAUUCGAGGUUAUCAGAAGUUGGCUUAACCAGACCCGUCGGCUCAUCAGCUCCUUUAUCUAUAUCAUCAUCAUUAAGCUGCCCCAGCAGGAGUCUAGUCAUGGCCCCAGCCACAUACCCGCCUUCAGUGGCCGCCCACCAACCCAGGGUGGUUACCCUACCUCCUAGGAGACUGCCCCAACAUGCCAUCAGUCACGCUGCUGCUGCCUCUCUCUCUGAGUCUCUCUUACGGGUCCAUACGCUACGGGAAAAAUAUUACGCUUAUAAUUCCGAUCUCUUUCCUUUAGGCGUCGAGACUAGUGAGGAGAGUGACUUCAGUGAUGUGGAUGAUAUGUGUGGAAGUCAGCAAGAAUGGGUUGACCCAACUGCAGAUAUUUGGGAUACGAGACAGAUUGGUCCUGACCAUUUAACACUGGAUGUGUGUCAGCCAUCUGGUGGUAGUAAUUGCCAACGGUCUGUUAUUCUUGCGGCUGCUCUGGCAUCGCACAGAAGACAGGUUGAAGCUUCUCGAUUACGGUCUGAAGUGCGUGCGUGGGAAGUAGAUAGAAAAUGCCCUCUCACCAACUCUUUGGUAGAUGCUGCACGCACACACCCUCGCCUGACAGCUGAUGCUUGUUGUCUCUACCGAAGUACUUCCCAACCCCAAACAAAUCAAGAAUCUCCUAAGAUGAAGCAUAGGUUUAAGUCGUCAGUAUUGGUGCGUCGGGCUUGUGUAUAUGACGAUGGUGAAGGUAAAGGAGAGUGUGGUGAGCCAUCUUUGCCAGGCACGAGACACUGCUUACGGCAUAUAAUGUAUAAUGUUGAUCAGUUAUUAUUUACACACUGCACAGCGCGCCUCUCCGAUAACACCCUUUGUCGGGUACCUGUUGUUGACGUUUCCCUUGAGCUUCCACUAUGUCCUGAGCAUAGCAAAAAGAAGGAUAACUGUAUUAGAACAGUGCCCGAAGAAACACCUAAACCAAAACGACCCCGGAAAAAGAAUAAAAUGCCCAUUUUAUCACGAUAUGGAAAAAGAAGUAAAAAACGACGGAGAUCUUCCAAUUCUACAAGUUCCAUUAUUCCCUCAACCAGUGUAAGACCUCCAAUGGCCAGUCAGUCUUCACUCUCUUCACCUCAACCAUCACCCUCCACACCGCAGACAUCCCCCCAUUUUUCUACUACAUCCUGUACAGAUUCUCUGGCUGAAGCAGAAGAAAGUGAGUUAGAAGAUGACAUGGAAGGCAUGAGUUUGGAUGCUGCAUCGCGAUUGCUUGACCCAAGAGACCUUCAGGAUGUACUGAAUCGUAUCCCAGAUCAUGAAUUAAACCAGCUCUUUGAUGCUCCAGAAGGGAAGAGUGGAGAGUUUGAUGGUCAUUCUGAUGAGAAAGAGGACUUGGAAGGUCAUAGAGAAGGAGAUGAUGAUGUGCGCCGUCACUGUCCACCCCACCCUGUUCGUCCCUCAGCUGCUAAUCCAGCUCUUAUAGCAGCCUCGGCCACAACCAUUACCACCUCAGCUACUCCACCUCUAACAGAAGAAGGCACUACACUUAGCUUAGAUGAGUCAACCUUAAAUGAGCUUGUUGCAGGCAACAUCCCAAUUGACUCUAUCAUUUCCUCCUCAUUUAAUCAACAAGAACUUAAUACUAUAUCACAAGCCCUCUCCAAUAUUGUUCAAGAAAAUAACAUUAAUUUAGCUGAGUUUGAUUUGAGUGCCAGUCAUUCAUUUCCCACCACUGAGGUGGGAGGUGGGUGUUCUGUAGUCGAUGUGAGUGACAGUUCACUCAUGUCUCAGACUAGCGAUGCUACUGGGCAGACUGAAUUUUGUGAAUCAGAAACUCCAAUAGCAGAGUGUAAGGGGAAUUUAUUGAAUCAACGUCCUGGACUCGUUACUGACACUGCCACUAUUUCUCCAUUAAAGUGAAGUGUCUCAUCAAGAGAUAUUGUUGUGUUGCUGUCAGUUGCAAUUUUGACUGCAUUGUGACUGUUAAAGCAUGAAAGUGUAUGUGUAAAGAGGGGUACUGGCUAGAUAUUUAGCAUGUUUCAUAUCAGUGGAAAAACAUAAAAAAGUAAAUACCUGCCAGGAAAGGGAUUUGAUUGAAACCUUAAUAAUAAAGUAAACGUUUUUCUUUUGCAUAUGUAAUUACAUUAAAGGCUUUGUGUGUAUAUUAGACCAACAAAAAUAUAAUGAUAUAUUCAUUAGGACUGUAUUGUCUUGUA